AUGCCACAGAAAACGUGUUUGGACUGCGGACGACGUGUAUACAAGGGUAGGCGCCGGGAACUUCUGCCCGGUGUGUUUUCUUGCAUCACAUGCUUCCAAGAAUUGGGUCCAUUAACGGAUCGGGAAGCGCUGGUGGUUGACGACGAGCAAGACGCUGCAGCAGCUCUCGUGCAAAUGGCACAACCCCAAGAGCUGGGUGGCGAUGCAGUUGAGUCAAUGACAGCCCCGCGAUGA
Messenger RNA from Saprolegnia parasitica CBS 223.65, 234 nucleotides. RefSeq lists its product as hypothetical. The coding region runs from base 1 to 234 and encodes 77 amino acids. The record is from RefSeq and is a predicted model, not a curated record. Lineage: Eukaryota; Oomycota; Saprolegniomycetes; Saprolegniales; Saprolegniaceae. The transcript has 2 exons.